GAGCGGUGGCCGCGCGAUAGUCAGGGAACGGUGCGGGGUCCUGAUUCGAACUGAGGUGGGGAUAGGGGCCCGGCGGGGUGCGAGGGACCGGGAGGACUGUCCGGACUAAGCCUGGCGCGACGAAGCAAGGCUGUGCAGCGGGAGGGUUUGGCAACUGGAGAAUGGGUCAAACGUAACCAUUGACCUGGGGAAGGGGAAAACCGGGCGGGCGCCAGUCCUGUCCUCCGUGGCUCUUCCGCUCUUUGCCUUAACUUUGGGCCUCGGCGGGGCUGGUGACGGGAGCUUAACCGGGCUCUGGGUGUGGAGGAGGUUUGUGGCUACGAUGGGGUUAUAGCCUUUCUUGCUGCCACUGGGAUAAUAAAUGUCUCUAAUCCGGAUUAUCCGCGGUGACGUGGGGCCUUCUCCUCUACUGUUCAUCUAAGUUAAAGGCCUGUUCCCUCAGCCACCCUCCCUUUUCCCCACUUUCCUUUGCCGUCUCUUUUCCUGUCAAGCACAGCGGAGGAGGGAAUCAGGGCCACCAGGUUGUCGCUAAGGUUGUAAGUCUGUGAAAAAGUGAGUCCGUGUGAGGGAAGGAGGGAUUUGGGGUAUUGCUUUAGUGUGAGUGUAGGUCGAGUCCCAAUACCUUACCAUGUCAGGGAAACGGAAGCGUGUGGUGUUGACUAUUAAAGAUAAGCUCGAUAUAAUAAAGAAACUUGAAGACGGAGGUUCUUCCAAACAAUUGGCAGUUAUUUAUGGAAUUGGUGAAACAACAGUUCGGGAUAUAAGAAAAAACAAGGAAAAGAUUAUAACAUAUGCAAGCAGUUCUGAUUCUACAAGUCUUCUGGCUAAGAGAAAAUCUAUGAAACCAUCCAUGUAUGAGGAACUGGACAGAGCAAUGCUGGAAUGGUUCAACCAGCAAAGAGCAAAAGGGAAUCCCGUAUCUGGACCAAUUUGUGCAAAAAGGGCAGAGUUCUUCUUUUAUGCUUUGGGAAUGGAUGGUGAUUUUAACCCUUCUGCUGGUUGGUUGACUCGUUUUAAACAGCGCCACAGCAUUAGAGAGAUUAACAUUAGAAAUGAAAGGUUAAAUGGAGAUGAGACUGCUGUGGAAGAAUUUUGCAACAACUUUCGAAACUUUAUUGAACAAGAAAAUUUGCAGCCUGAACAAAUCUACAAUGCAGAUGAAACUGGACUGUUCUGGAAGUGCCUACCCUCCAGAACUUCAGUAAUCAAAGGCAGAUGCACUGCUUCUGGGCACAAGUCAAUUGAGGAAAGAGUCACUAUCAUGUGUUGUGCCAAUGCAACAGGCUUGCAUAAACUUAAACUUUGUGUUGUGGGAAAAGCAAAAAAGCCUCGUUCCUUUAAGUCAACGGACACCUCAAACCUGCCAGUGUCUUAUUUCAGCCAAAAAGGUGCAUGGAUGGAUCUUUCCAUUUUUCGACAAUGGUUUGAUAAGAUCUUUGUGCCACAAGUUCGAGAGUACUUAAGGUCCAAAGGGCUACAGGAAAAAGCUGUGCUCUUGCUGGAUAAUUCACCAACACAUCCAAAUGAAAAUGUCCUGAGGUCAGAUGAUGGCCAAAUAUUUGCUAAAUAUUUACCACCCAAUGUGGCUUCAUUGAUUCAGCCCUCGGAUCAGGGGGUCAUGGCAACAAUGAAGAGAAACUAUCGUGCGGGUCUUCUCCAGAACAACUUGGAAGAAGGUAAUGACCUGAAAUCAUUUUGGAAGAAGCUGACUCUGCUAGAUGCACUCUAUGAAGUAGCGAUGGCGUGGAACUUAGUAAAGCCAGUCACCAUUAGCAGAGCAUGGAAGAAGAUUCUCCCUACCGUAGAGGAGAAAGAAUGCUUGGACUUUGACGAAGAAGAUAUUUCAGUAGCUACUGUGGCCACCAUUUUACAGCACACCAAAGGACUGGAAAAUGUGACUACUGAGAACAUUGAGAAAUGGCUUGAAGUGGACAGUACCGAACCAGGCUAUGAAGUGUUAACUGACAGUGAAAUCAUCAGAAGAGCACAAGGCCAGACAGAUGAGUCCAGUGAAAAUGAGGAGGAGGAAAUAGAACUGAUUCCAGAGAAACAUAUUAAUCAUGCAGCUGCUCUCCAAUGGACUCAAAAUUUGUUGGAUUACCUGGAACAACAAGGUGAUAUGAUCCUGCCUGAUAGACUGGUAAUACGUAAACUUCGAGCCACCAUCAGAAAUAAACAGAAGAUGACAAACUCAAGUCAAUAAUGGCAUCUUUAUUUUACCAUUGUUUUGUAAUUGUGUUUGUGACUCUUACCUCUUUGCAAGAUGACUUAAUUUUCUUUGUGUUUUGAAUCCUCAGUCACAGUCCUGUGAAAUACAGGUACAAAAAUGUAUCUGUAAGUGGUUUGAGGAUUGUGUUUUGCAUCAUCUAUGUUUCUUGUCCCUCCAUUGUGCAAAUAAUCAGAAGCCAACUCUGUAUAGAUACAAACGAAAUGUAUACAUGUGUUCACUUCUGUAGAUCUGUCACUGUCCCUUCCAUAAUAGUGACAUCCCCUAAAUUUUCUAGCAAUAGUUGGAAAACAAUGAACAGAUUGAGCACUUUCCCCAAGCCUUUUGCUUGAUUCGUGAGGGCUGCCAUAUUCUCUUCUUGUGCUGACCGUCUUAAAUGGUUGUCUAUUUUGUCUGUUCGAUUAGACUGACAGAAUGAGUCUAUUGUUAGAUUUGAGGGUGUCUAUAAUAAUUCAAAAUGAAGUUCAGUAAUGAGCGGAAAUAAUGAUUUAAGAAUUAUAAGAAUAAUUUAGAAAUUAUAUUUCUGUUCUUUUGUGUAGGUGAUGAGGGAGAUUUUCUGGAAAUGAAGUAAAUAUAAUACAGGAAGUGAUUGUUAAGUUAGUGAGAGAAACUAUUAGAAACCUGAUAUAUAAAAGAGGUAUUCUGAUCAUUUGUAGGUAACCGGGAAUUGAAAAUUUGGGGAAUUUAUUUAUACAAAGGGAAUAACAGGCUUAUUUUAAUUGGGCCUUUUUAUUAUGAAUUGGGUAAGAGUAUAGGUUUAUUAUUUAUUCAUCUAAUUAUAAUACAGCUUUUGUAAUGUUAUAUGUGAUGGUAGGAGGUCCUGCCUUUUAUUUGGGGGAGCAACAUCCCAGAAAUUUUAAAGUAACUAAGGGUUUUUUUUUUCCUGAGUACUUGGAAACGUUUAUCCAUAAUUUGGGAAAUUUUGUUGUACUUACCUGUUCUAUUUGAUAUGAAAAGAAAUGAAAGGAAUAAAGUUUUUAUUAUUUCAAAUAUGCCAUGUUUGUGACUUGUUUUAUGACGAAAGCAGGAAUAAUUAUGGAAAAUUCCAGACUCUAGGGAAUUUCAUCAUUUAUUAUUUCGACACUUGUAAAAAGAGAGUGUGUUUUGUAGAACUUCAUUCAUUUAAGUCAGGAUUUUGGUAAAUUUGCUUAGUAAACUCAAUGUUUUUUCAAGACAUGGGAAAGACUUUACCUAUGUGGGUAUUAAUUUCAUGUGUCUAUGAUUUAAAAGCAAAGUAUCUGAAUAUUCAUACUUUGAUCCAAAAUUUAAUAAUUUAGAAUUACUCUCUAUUAGUUACUUUUAAAAGGUUUAACGUUUUCACUAAUACUUUGCAUUGUAUAGUACCUUUCUUAGAAUUCUAGAACUUUAAAAAGAUAUUUAGCUUUCCAUAAUUUCUAGCUGAUAUCUUCAUGUUAUAUGUCUAGAUUUCUAAAAAAAACUUUAUCAAUGAUGAGAACUAUUUAAAAAUUUUAUUUCUUAAAUGAAUUGCCUCAGUUCACCAAGGGAAAAGGCACCAGAAGUUAACAUAUAGAAUCAGAUAAUUACACAUUCUGCUGUAAGUUAAAUUAUCUAUAAAGGGAAUUUCCAUUUUUCUAAAAAAAAAUUGUACUCAAAAUCUUGAAAUUUCUGCCUGGAUUUGCUCACUUUCUUAACUUAAACUUGUCAGUGAAAUUCAGCUCUCAUUGCCACCUAGUGGUAAAUUUAACAUUACUGUUGAUCUCUGUGGUUUUAAACUUUAAUGACUUAUAAAAAGGGUCACUAUUUUGUGGACUGGAGUGUGAACCUUUCUCUAACCUGAUUUAUAAAUGUUUGCUCUUCUCUGAAAGCUGCUGACACGGGUAGGCUAGCAAUUCUGUUUUGAUACCUUUCUCUCCUUAAACAUAAUCACGAAAGCUGCCAAUUACUGUUGAAUGCCAUUUUAUGAUCUAAGCAGCAUACUUGUUAUAUUAUCUCAUACAGUCCUCAAGACCAUCUUAUGAAUUAGGUGAAAAUACCGAGACUCAGCUCAUACGCUUAAUUACUAACGAUGACUUGGCUACAGGUAAGAAUUUAAAGCCAGGUAUUUGACUGGAAAGUCUGUGCUUGUAUCGUCCAGCUUAGGCUCACCUCUUAACCUUUUCCAAUCUUCAACAUUUAUUCCUUGCCACCCUGUCUCCCACCUCCUAUAGGUUUCUGAAUUUACUUGUCUAGUUCUCUACUCUUGUAGCAAUUGCCUUUCCUUCUCUCUCUAACAGGGCUAUUCUUCCUCCUUCACCAUGCUGUAGUGUCUGUCUUGUUAACGGCCGUUGAGUUGGUGCCCAGUCUUUGGUUUGGACCAUUGUGAUCCAUGACGUUUUCACUGGCUGGUUUUUUGGGAGUAGAUUGCCAUGCCUUUCUUCCUAGUCCUUUUUAGCCUGAAAGCUCUGCUGGAACUUGUUCAGCAUCAUAGCAACAAAAGCUACCACUGACAGAUGGGGUGGUGACUGCACCUGAAGUACAUCAGCCGGAAAUUGAACCUGGGUCUCUGGCGUGGAAGGGGAGAAUGCCGCCACUGAGCCUCCAGUGUCCUCACAGUACCUCUAUUACUCCGUUUAUCAGUAACCUAAUAGCAGCAUUUGAAACUUGGAUCACAUACUUUGUGAUUUUCAGGUAGCCAUGCUCCCUUUCACCAUUUAAAAUAGUACCAACAUGGAAAUCUUGCUAGACCACAGGUAUUGGAAACCACUACUACCAAAAAACAUGUGCAUAUAUACAUUAGAUCCAUACAGAGAUAAAAAUUAUAUAUAUAUGAGGUGCCCAAAUGAGACAAUAAGGGAAAAGAAUGAAAAUUAAAUUCACAUACCCACUGCCAUUGAGUCAAUUCUGACUCAGUGACUCUAUAGGACAGAGUAGAACUGCCCCAUAGGGUUUUCAAGGAGUGCCUGGUGGAUUUGAACUGUUGACAUUUUUAUUAGCAGCCGAAUGCUUAUGUGCCAACCAGGGCUCCAAAUAGAUGAGAUAAAGGCGGUGGUUAGAGAAGAAAAAGGGAAAUGUCACCUGCCAUGGAGUGUGCUUUACAAUUGUGUGCAUUUCAUUAUCCUGGUUCUGGGCUUAAUAGUUUGUGCUGUUCAGUAUUAGAUGGGCCUUUUAAUUACUGCUUUCCCCUUCUUUCCCUGUGGAAUGUUAGGAGGCCAGAUUAAAUGCACUUGAUCAGUAGUUGGGCCUGUUUAGGGAUUAAUACUAAAAUCUUCGUGCAUAGUACACCUGUCUCCAAAUUCAUAGGUCCUUAGUGCCCAAGUGCAGCUCCUACGUGUGUCACCAGAGGCUGUGUUUGGCAUUUAGUUUUUUCCAUUAAGAAACUAGCCAUAGGCUCAUGUUCCCUCACCAGUCUUGCCAGGUUUUCCCAUUGAUGAGCCUUGACACAACAUCUCUCAGAAAACCAACUGUACAGCUCAAAUGUUUCUUUAAACCCAUAUUCCUAAACCCAUCGCUGUCAAGUCAAUUCCAACUUAUAGUGACCCUACAGGACAGAGUAGAACUGCCCCAUAGGGUUUCUAAGGAGCACUUGGUGGAUUCAAACUGCUGACCUUUUGGCUAGCAGCCGUAGCUCUUAACCACUAGACCACCAGGGUUUUCCCCAUACUCGUAGUAGCCAAGAAUUCUGGGAGAGUAGAUUUACCUGCAGGGGUUGAUCCAAGAAGUUAAAAAGUUGCUCUUUCUGAGAUAUUUGGGGUUUAGAGGGUGGAUGAGGGGGGAAAGUGGAACUCUGCCAUGUUAAAAUUCAGUGAAUUAAAGAUACAUUAAGAUUGUAGUAGUAAACCUUCACUUAAAGCACAAUAAAAAUAAGUAAAAAAAUGUGGUAGUGGUGAUGCGCUUAGGAAAAUGUAAAAGAACAGGAAGAAGAUUCCUGUCCUGACAAUUUUGAAAUCAAGAUGGAAAAGCAACAUACAUAUUUGAAAAACAAACAAAAACCCUAUCUUGUUCAACUCUAAGUUCACAUAGAGAGGCUCAACAUAAUGUGAUACGUGCUAUACUUGUGUAAGGAAACCAUCAAGAUUUAGUUUCCUUGAGCGCUACGGCUGCUAACCAAAGGGUCGGCCUUUCAAAUCCACCAGGCGCUCCUUGGAAACUCCGUGAGGCAGUUCUACUCUGUCCUAUAGGGUCGCUAUGAGUUGCAAGUGACUUGACGGCACUGGGCAACAACCAUUCCUACUCUACAUACCUUGUAAAUUCUGCUUUGUUCUUGUUUUCCCGCCACUGAGUACUUCAUCCAUUUUCAUUACCCACAUGCUUAGAUCUCAAAUUUCUGUCACCAACCAUCCUGUCUUCAGGUGUCUGGAUUUAUAUUUUCAGUUGAGAAGCCGAUCUAAGCCUGGAAAAGAAACUGUAUUGCUGCUUUGCUUCCCAUCCUGUAGUUAACCCUCUGUUGGCAUCCUGCUAGUAUCAGAGUCAGCUAGAUGGGCUAAGUUCAAAUAAUUUUUGAACUGAAUGCCAAAUUUAGCAAAGCUAAUUUUAAUUUUAAUUUUAGGAGUUGUUCCGACUCCUAAACUCUUUGAAAGACCAUCAUUCAAGCUUUUUCUCAAAACCAACCACAUCUUCCUAGAAAUGUACUCAUCUGUUUUUCCUAUUUAAGGCAGCUGACAUCUUUACAUAGUAGCUAGUCUCCUGCAAUCCAGUAAAAUCAGAAAUUGGGAGUUGGAAGAAUGUCAAAAAGGUAGCAGGGGCUGGGGACAGCUAAUAAUGUGAGAAUUAGUAUCUGCAGGACCAUAGAUCUUAUAAGACUUGUCAUAUUGUGGAGAGAUUUUUCUGAUGGGCAUGUCUUACUAUUGGGCUAUGAGCAUCUAGAGAUAAGAACUGUGGGGUCAAUUUUUUUUUUUAAUAAUAGUCUAUAUUCAUUCAAUAAAUGUAUACUCAACCAACAUGGAUUUUACACUUUCUACAUGUAAGACAUGUCCCAGGCAAUAUAUGAGCUACAUGGAUAAUACUAUCUGCAUUCAAGAGCUUUGUAUUGUACACGAGGAGACAAAAAUGUAAAAAGGGAAGAACGAAUUAAGUGUUGCAUGCUGACCUAGUGCAAAUGAAAGACUCAUUAAUUCCGAUAUGAGUGAUACAAAGUGGUGCAAAUAAUUCUGAUAUGACGAGUAGAGGUAGUAACAAUUGAAUUGGUCUUAAAAAUUACCUAAUACUUUCAUGGUGACUUAUAGUUCUCAAAAUAUUUUCAUUGACAUUAUCUCAUUUGAUCUUUAAUCAACUCUUUAACAUAUGUACCAAAAAAAAAAAAACCAAGCCCAGUGCCAUCGAGUUGAUUCCGACUCAUAGCGACCCUACAGGACAGAGUAGAACUGCCCUGUAGAGUUUCCAAGGAGCGCCUGGCGGAUUUGAACUGCUGACCCUUUGGUUCGCAGCCGUAGCACUCACCCACUACACCACCAGGGUUUCCUUUAACAUAUGUAGAAUGUUGUUAUUCCCAUUUUGUUAUUAGAAUAACAAAUAUAGAAUGUAAUUAUUCCCAUUUUGUAGAUGAGGAAAAUUGAGGCUCGGAGAAGUCCAGUAACUUCUUCCAAGGAAUUUUGUAGCGUUUUCCUCAUAACAUUGUUAUAGUAUACGUAUUUUUCUCUUUCCUAUUCUACACUGGGAGUCCUGAGGGCAAUGACAUGUCUUAUUCAUGUUUAUACCUACAACAGUGCCAAAUAUGCCGUAAGUGCUCAAUAAUUAUUUUUUAAAUUAUUGAAAUGAUUAAUGUAUCAAAUGAUGUUGGAUAAGAUGACUUUGAGAAGAGUAUCUUGAGUUUGAUGAUUAGUUGAAAACUGUCAAGAAUGCUUUCAAGUGGAGUCGUAAGGGUAGAAGCCGUAUAUUGUUUGUGUUACUAUGAAUCGGUACAAUCAAGUCAGUUCCAACUCAUAGCAACCCUAUGUACAACAGAACGAAACACUGCCUGGUCCGGCACCAUCCUUACAUUCCUUGUUAUGCUUGAGCCCAUCAUUGCAGCCACUGUGUCAAUCCAUUUCAUUGAGUGUCUUCUUUUUUGCUGACCCUCUCUAUUUUACCAAUCAUGAUGUCCUUCUCCAGGGACUGGUCCCUCCUGUUGAUGUAUCCAAAGCGUGUGAGACCAAGUCUCAUCAUCCUUUCUUCUAACGAAGAUAACACAAGUUAACAUCUAAAUGCACAGCAGAGAAGGGAUAAGACAACCAAAACAAAAACUUCGAUUAGAAAAAGUAAGAAUGGGAGACACCUAGUGGUCACUGGUCCUGUAAACCCGUUGCGUUCCAGUCGAUUCGACUCACAGUGACCCUAUAGCUAUGAUGAAAUUUAACCAGGUGCACUGGGUUUUUUUGUUGUUGUUGUUUAGACAUAAUGAAGAUUCUUUCCUUUGACAGUGAGAUACCUAAUUAGGAUAGAUUAUGUUCUCUGGGAGGAACUCCAUUAUCCAGUGUUCUCCAUAGCUCCUAAUUCCACCUUCUGGGAGACUCUUCCUUUUCCAAGUUCUUCGGACCCACCGUGCCCACAUUUGAAGUGGGAGUGUACAGCUUUAAGGCCACCUUCUUUUCGGGCAAAUUCGGGGGCUCAAGUUCUGUUUUAUCAUCACAGGCUGUUUUUAGGCCAGGACCCUGGCAUUUUUUUUCUUUUGCAAUACAAUUCCCGCCAAAACUUAGUGGGUUUGUGAUGUCUUUGUUUCUAGUCAGUUCCACGCCACGCAACACACCAGAGUAUGUUCCUAGAUCUAAGUCUCAAUCUUUUUUUAUACCUGUACUGUUUAGACCCUUUCUCAGUUUGAUGAAGGCUACCAAUAGACCCUAAAAAGAUACACUUGUUUGGGAAGUAAAACCCUUAAUAAAACUUUGUUGCAGGGAUGAAUCACUUUAACUACAAAGUCUUGCUGGGUUUUGUUUUUUCAGCCUUAUUAUUUCCUACUGUUCAAAAUCUAGAGCUAUUCAUUUUUCUCAAACUACAAAAGCCUCCAAAUUUCUGGACUUUAAGCCCUUUUAUUUUUGCUUGUAACUCUUUUCUGAGCUCAUUUCUUUCUUGUAAUAUUUGCUAAACAUAGCAAGGAACAACUGACAUUAAUUUUUAACUCUUUCCAGAUACUUUCUCUAGUUCAGGUCUCCUUAACCUUGGCACUACUGACAUUUUUAACAAGACAGUUGUGGAGGUCUGUACUGUACAAUGCAGUGUGUUCAGAAACAUUCUUGGCCUCUACCCUUCAGAUGCUAGUAGCACCCCCCCACCCCAACAGUUAUGACAACCAAAUAUGUCUCCAUAUAUUACCAAAUGUCCUCUGGUAGGGGAAGGGGGAAUCAUCCCCAGCUGAGAAACACUGCUGUAGAAUCUCAAGUUCACAGACACUUGGUCUGCUUUCCAAAUUAUUGAAGAUAAUAUUUACAAUUUUUUUUUUUACACCACUAUUCCAUCUUUCCAGCCUCUGAUAAUUAUUUCCUUGGUGACUGCUUCAAGAUAAUUAUUGUAAUGCUACAAAUUUUAGGUUUUUGUCACUAUGAGUUGGAAUCGACUUGACAGUGAUUGUCAAAUGAGUAAUAGUAAUGAUGGCAGUUUUGUUUUUUUUUAAUUAAGUUACCUUAAAAAUAUGAUCCCAUUCGGAUGAUUUCAAGUUGACUGAGAGCAGUGGGAGUGUACGUUUUCACUAAAAGCAUUUUGGUGUCACACUACAAUGAGGUUUAUUUCUCCAACUCCUCUGCCCAGUUGACUCCUGAAGAGCCACUCUUUCUUGAAUGUGAUGGAGGUGGAGUGGGUUUUCUCCUGACUCUGCUCUCUUCAAGACCUCCAUUUGAGCCCUGCCAAGAAAUUUAAGCUCUAUGACCUUCUGGUUAGUAGCCAAGCUCUUAACCACUGUACCUCCAGGGCCCCAAAUUCAUACUACUUGUGACAAAGAAAGAAAGAAAGAAAAAACGAAAAACCCAAAACAUAAAAUCGAAACAGGGAAACUAAAUGUAUUGACAAUUACAUUUUAAAGUGUUUUUUUUAUGACAAUAGUCUCAAAUAGACACUAAAGUCUUUAGUUCUCAAAACUUAAAUAAUUCUCUUAUUUCAGAGCCUUAUGAUACUAUUAUGAAAUAGGUAUUAAUCGAAAAAACAGUAUCAGUAAAUUA
This is a messenger RNA of Loxodonta africana (African savanna elephant), 10290 nucleotides long. RefSeq names its product JRK like (gene JRKL). Gene Ontology annotation, molecular function: DNA binding. Gene Ontology annotation, cellular component: nucleus. The transcript has a single exon. Lineage: Eukaryota; Metazoa; Chordata; Mammalia; Proboscidea; Elephantidae. The record is from RefSeq and is a predicted model, not a curated record. Bases 629 to 2203 code for a protein of 524 amino acids.